AUGGUCGACCAACAGGGCAGCGCCGGCGUCGCCAACGGUAGCAGCAAUAGCAAUCCUAAAACGCUGCACCAGCGUCUUCAGGCCGUGGUGCUAAGCAUUCAUUGGACGUAUAGCCUGUUUUGGCAAUUCUCCCCAAGUCGAGGGUAUCCUCUCUCUCUCUCUCUCUCUCUCUCUCUCUCCCUAUGUAUCUAUGUAUCUAUCUAUCUUCCUCUAUCUCUACCUUUCUCUACUACCGCUGAGUGAUUCUUCCUCUUGGUUGGCAUCACGAAUAAAGGGUUCUGUCGUGGGCGGACGGGUGCUACAACGGGGUGAUCAAGACGAGGAAGACGGUGCAGCAGACGGAGGAAGCUGGGGAGCCGGCCGAUGAGAACGAACCUCUCCAUAGAGCCCAACAACUAAAGGACCUCUACCAGUCGCUAUUGACGGAGGAGGAAGAUCUAGAGCCUCCGCGCAGGUCCUGGGCGACCCUCUCGCCGGAGGACCUCACUGAGUCCGAGUGGUUCUUCCUCAUGUGCAUCUCCUUCUCCUACCCACCGGGCAUCGGGUAUGCACAGUGUACCUCCGCCUUGGUUCCAUCUCUCUACUCUCCCUCUCUCUUUCUCCAGGUUAGGCUCAACUCGUAAAAUAUUUAGGGAUACGAGAAUCCUGGAAAAAAAUACGGAGAUAAAAAAUACAUCCAAUUGUUCUGCUCCUCGACGGAAGCGUAUUAAUGAACGCUUGUCUUUUUCCCCCUCUUAAUGCGGUGGUUUUGUUUCUUCCCAUCACUAAGUUUUCUGGUCGGUGGUCCGUUCCACACGUAUUUGGGUCGAAGUAUGCACAUGGUGCAUAAGGGGGAUAAGUUUUUACCGUAUACGUUCUGAGAAGGUGAAUGAAUACACAUACAAACAGACAGAUAAAUCGAUAGAGAGAGAGAGAGCGAGAGAGAGAGAGAGAGAGAGAGAGAGAGAGAGAGAGAGAACCACCUUGCAGAUCCAGCGCAUCCGUGGGAGUGACCAUGGAAGAAUCCUUGAAUUACUCUUCCCGUUGGGCAGUGACGACCUGUGAUUUCUACCGUGAUUUCUUCCUACUUUCUUACCAUCCCCUUUCUAUUGUUUACGUCGAGUUCUUUCCCUUCCUAGUCCUUUCUUGCUGCUGUCCCUGAUGAUUUCAUAUCUUCUUUGUUUUUUCUCCGCGAUUUCUUCCUUCCUACAGUCCUCCACACACUGUUACCGUCGAUUUCUUCUCAACUCGUCCUUUACUAUCUGCCAGUGGUUGUUUCUCUUUCAAACCAUUGUGAUGGCUGAUGUAUUCUCCAUCUCCCUUUCGUCUCGUCUUCUGACUCUCGAUUUCUUCUUUGUCUUCUUUUUAUGUCGGUGUUGACUUUUUCUCUCUUCUUGCUAGUUUUUUCUUCCCGCUGUCACUGUCGAUUUCUUAUGUCUCAUCUCUCCACCACUCCUCUUCUUUUUCUCACAAAACCUGGCCCGGUUGAACGUCAUCAAGCUAGUAAGUUCAUCCCAAGGGAUUUCUAUUUUUCAGUUUAAUGUCACAAAUUUUGUUCUGGAAUAUUUUUCUUUUAUUGGAUUCAAAAAGUAGUGUCUGUAACAUUUUCGGACUAAACCUCCAUAACUUUUUACUUCCUAUUUGGAACCCCUAAAUUCUCUUUAUCUCCUUCGCAGGCUACCAGGGAGGGCGUUCCAGACGCAAGGGGCUGUGUGGCUUUCAGGGGCGAAUGGUGUGGAUAGCAAGAUCUUUUCUAGAGCCAUCCUCGCUAAGGUACAAGUAGUUUCUAUGUCAUGGAUUGAUGCUCCGCUUCAUGCGGGGAGAGGCGACGGGAGAGAGAGAGAGAUGAUCGUUCUCGUUUAUUCUGUUGUUGAUGUGAUCAAAAACACAUUUAGUGACUCAUGCAUGCAAAGCUAAGAAGUAUCCACUUGAUGCAUUGAUUUACCUGGUCAUUAGAGGAGGGAGUGAGUGAGUGAGCGAGAGAGAGAGAGAGAGAGAGAGAGAGCAGGUGAUUAUCAUGUGUUGUUGUCGGUGGGAUCGUAUAGGAUUGGUGAGUUAUCCUGGCUAACGCGGGGACGUAUUUUCACGUCAUACAUUGAUCCUUCUGCUCACUGUGGUCUUGUGUGUUGGGAGGAGGGGGGGAGGGACAGAGAGAGAGAUGACUGAUCUUAAUUGUCUUCUCGUACUUUGCUGACGGGGGGGGGCGGGGCGGGGGGUACCAUAUAUUUAGGGAAUUUGGAGAAUUCCUCGAAAUCUCCAAGUUCAUCUGGUGGAAAUCAUCUCUUGCCAACAUCUGACUGGUCUUUAUACCUCUCCUUUUUCCGUGGACGCCUAUCUUGCUCGAAUGCUGGGCCUUCCGUACCAGAGCGCUCAGAUUCAGGUAAUCUCCUCAGUUCUGCCGGGCGUUCUGUCUGAACCCCUCUGCAGGACCCUAUUGGACAACUAGCUCCAGAGAUGACCAGGCUCUGUGUUCUUAUCGCAGACGGUCGUUUGUAUUCCUCUCUCUGGUGGAGUCCUGGAGAUCGGCACAACCGAUUGGGUGAGGGCCAAGAAGCAUGGAUGGUAUCUAGGAAUCCUUCGUUUGAAUGUCAGAGACUUGGACUAAUCUCUAGUGCAUCAGGUUGAAGAAGACCCGGAUCUGAUUCAGCAAGUGAAGAAUGUCUUCAGAGCCUGCCGCAGCGACUACGCCCUCUCGGAGUUCUCCACCAGCAAUCCGGCCCCCGGCCAGCAGCCCUUCUCCGGCCACCACGUCGGAGAUUACGGAGACGUCGACGAUGGAGCAGAGUCUACGUACUGCUCGAGAGCACGCGAAGAAUCCCCCGUUGAAGAUUUUGAGAUCCCGGAGGAGACGACUACGCAUAAUGUAGCCGCUGUAGGGAAAAAUAGGCCACCGGAGGACCUCUCUGACUGCGGUGGACUCCUCGAUGACCGCCGGAGAUCGGCGUUCUCCCCCUGGAGCCCUAGAGAAGUUCCCCUUCUCAUGCAGCAAUGGGGGCAUCCUCAGAAAACACUUAAGCUGGUCCUCCGCACCAUACCCUAUCUCUAUGGCGGUUGGGGAGAUGAGAGAUCGCCAAAGUCGACGGAGGGGGAGGAUCUGCUGAGUGGAAAGCAUGUUCUGGCGGAGCGGAAAAGAAGGGAGAAACUCAACGAGAAGUUCCUCGCCCUCCGAUCACUGGUGCCAUCCGGGACCAAGGUACGGAACGUACCAGAAUAAUAACACGUUAAAUACCCCCAAAGCAACUUUUUUAGUGAGCGUUGGAAUUUAUUUUAUUCGACACUACUUGUUUUGGAUUGAAAAGUCCUUAAUUUUUAACGAUAAGAAUGUAUGUUAAUUACUUCCUUUAUGAUCGCAGGUGGACAAGGCUUCCGUACUGGGUGAUACGGUCAACUACAUAAAGCAAUUACUGAGACGCACGGAAGAGAAUGAAGCCCGAAUCAGGCAAAUCGAGAGCGAGAAGACAACAAUAGCACCUAAUGUCUUCGCUUCUGAUGGCGGAGAGCGGACGACGAACCCUAAGAGGAGGUCGGAAGCGACUGGUGUGACGACCAGAGCCGGCAGGAAGAGGCCGAGAGCUUCGUGUAAUGACAGCGAGUUGGUCAACGGUGGCAGCCUGCAUGUGUCCGUAAUUGAAACGGACAUGCUCGUGGAGAUGAAGUGUCAAAACGUAGAUGGGCUUCUAGUUAGGAUCAUGGAAGUACUUGAAGAGCUUCGGUUGGAUACUACCUCUAUUACAUCCGCUUCAACUGAUGGCAACUUCAAAGUGGAGAUAAGAGCAAAGGUAUGGGCUACUGCUCUGAUACGAAGUUAAUUGGGCACUUAAGAGUUCAAGCUCUCAAAUAUUAGCUGAUUACCUGUGAUUGAGUGGAUCAGUUGCGUAAAAAGUUGUAAAUAUGACCUUUCCAUCACUAUAUUUGAUGGCAUAGAUACUAAAGUUGACACCUUUAUGCUCAUUAGCUUGGUUCAGAGUAGCCAAGUACCCAGCAUCUGGAAUUCAUCUAUGAUGAUAAGAAUGCGUGUAUUUUGCACGGACCCAUAAAACUAAUCACUAAACAUUCGAAUUUUGUUCCCCCUUUUUUCAGGUGAAAGAAAUUAAUGGAAAGAGAUCGAGCAUUGUUCAGGUAAAGAAAGCGCUCUACCAAUUAUUGCCUUAG
This is a messenger RNA of Spirodela intermedia, 4131 nucleotides long. Lineage: Eukaryota; Viridiplantae; Streptophyta; Magnoliopsida; Alismatales; Araceae. The record is from the annotation of a GenBank genome assembly.